Molecule: messenger RNA, 13323 nt
Organism: Coregonus sp. 'balchen'
Lineage: Eukaryota; Metazoa; Chordata; Actinopteri; Salmoniformes; Salmonidae
Source: the annotation of a GenBank genome assembly
GAUGACAUGAACUUAUUUGUUGUUACUGGAAGGCGAGGGUAGAGUGUGGGAAGAAGGGUCCGGUUUGAGCGAUUGAUUUCGAAAUUUUGAAAGAAAAUACAAGGCUUUGUUUUCCCAGGUUUCAACGAUAAAAUAACAGAGGUGGGGUGAAAAGCGGUGAAGUAGGUGAAUAUGGACGAACUCAGGCAUCAAGUGAUGAUCAACCAGUUUGUUUUGACUGCUGGUUGUGCUGCUGAUCAAGCGAAGCAGCUUCUUCAAGCGGCUCACUGGCAAUUCGAGGUAUGCGAUGUGUUAUGUUUAUUUGUGUGCUGGUUUCAUGACGAUGCAGCUAACCAGCUACUUUAGCUAGCUAACAAAGUCAAAAAAAGAGAAGUUCUCCAAAAUUAGUGAAUGGCGAUUUUUCUUUAAAACCAUGUAACUAAACCCCAGUCAUACGACCAUGCUUUUACCCUGGAUAAUCCGGAAGACCUGGUCUAACGUUAGGAAAUGCGGUGUUUGCCAUCGAAUUUCUGUUGAGUAAUCCAUUGUCAUUGAUUUUUCGUUUUGACUGUUUUCCCACUAGUUAACGUUAACUAGCUGGGAAAUUGUUGCUGCUAACGUUAUUGUUUUGACAGCUGUAUUGGUUACAUUGGUUAUUUUAUGUUAGGUUUUUCAUUUUGAUUCUAUUCAAUAUUACUUUUUAUUAUCUAACUAGCCAUGGUUGCAGUUGAUAGUAGUGUGAUCCGAUUUCUUUCAAUGCCAUAUGAACAUCAGCAAUUUCGAACGUCUAAUUUAGCUCGCUACAAUAAUAGUGCAACCGGCUUUUGGUAGCUAACUAGCUAUCCAGAGAGCGAAUUUGCUAGAUAAGGUAACGUUAGAGCGAGUUACUUCAAUUAUCUCUGAAUAGUUGAGUGUCCAGAAAUAAAAUACCUGGUUGAAGUUUUUGAAACCAUAACGUUAACUUUGUUUACAUUUUUGACUUGACACGACCAAACACGCGAAGGCAGAGGCACUUCCGGUCCAGACCCCAUUGUUGUAGUAAGUAAAAGAUGUCUCAAACGUUGCCUUUGUUUUUUGAAGAUUCUCACUGCACUGAAAAUGUGUAGGCUAUUUAGUGUAAUAACAUGUAUGUUACAUAGCUAGCACACACAGCAAUUCAUUCCUCAGUCACAACUGGUAAGAUUUAUGACCAGUCAAUACACACUCACAAUUUUGGAACAAGCUUCUACUAGUUAUAACUUUCCAUAUCUGGCUGCAUAAGAGUAGUGCACCAAGAAACACACUCACAAACACACAUUUUAAAGAACAUUGUGUUUAUAAUUACAAGGUUAGGGAAAAGGGACACAGCGGACCUCCUGGAUUGACUGUACUCUUGUCCAGGAGUGUUCAUAGGGGAUAUCUAUCUUUAGGCAGAUUGCGGUGCAUUAUCCUUCGUUGUUCAUAUCCAGAACUCCUAAUCCUGGCUCAGAGAUGCACACUGUUUGAACAGGCAUUUAUUCUAAGCUGACACACAGCUUGACCCUUUUCAAUCAUGGCUUCACCCAGAGCAGCAAGGUGGAAUUGUCAUUUGAAUGAACAUAUAAUAGUAACAUACUUUUUAAAAAAUCAAUAAUUCACUACAUGAUAUGAAAGAAAAAUCCAGUCUAUGUUGAAGCACACCCUAGAGUAAUGUAUAAUGAAAAGUAUGCAAAGCCGUGUAGGCUAUAUCCACUCCUGUUUGAAGAGCUCAGCUGGCCACUGGUUUGAAAUAUUCAACAGGGCCCUAAGUAUGGACAACAGAGAGAUGCUGAGAAGAUCUGAGGCAUCAGGCCUCUGCUUCCAGCUGGUUUCCCAAACACACCUCCUCUCUGUCUAAUGACCAAGCUUUUGUUAGUGCGUACGGGCCAGCAGAAGUGGCUGGGCCAGGUGGUUUGAAGUGGCUGAGGAGGCUGCUCAGCUCCUCCCGAGAGUCAGCCUGCAGCUUGAUUGGAUCGGAUGCAUUGCAGAGACCACCUAGCCUCCUCUGGGCAACCUGUCCGGCUCAAGGUCAAAAGGCUAGUUGUCUAUGGCUGGGCUGAGCUCCCCCAGGUGCUGUUGGCUAAGGAGUGGAGGGUCAGAGACUGUCAGACUCAAGGCUUCUCAUUAUUGUCAUCUGAACAGGAGCAGAGGUGAAAACAGUUGUUGACGAUUAGAGGAAUAGGAAUGGUUAGGAAUGUGGCACGUGUAAUAAUGCAUCUCACAAAAUAUGUAUGUAUAUUGUAUUGUAUACACUGAGUGUACAAAACAUUAGGAACACCUGCUCUUUCCAUGACAGACUGACCUGGUGAAAGCUAUGAUCCCUUAUUAAUGUAACUUGUUAAAUCCACUUCAAUCGGUGUAGAUGAAGGGGAGGAGACAGGUUAAAUAAUGAUUUUUAAGCCUUGAGACAUUGAUUGUGUAUGUGUGCCUUUCAGAGGGUGAAUGGGCAAGACAAAAUAUGUAAGUGCCUUUGAACGGGUUAUGGUAGUAGGUACCAGGCGCACCAGUUUGAGUGUGAAGAACUGCAACGCUGCUGGGGUUUUCACACUCAACAGUUUCCUGUGUGUAUCAAGAUUGGUCCACCACCCAAAGGACAUCCAGCCAACUUGACACAACUGUGGGAAGCAUUGGAGUCAACAUGGGCCAGCAUCCUUGUGGAAUGCUUUCGACACCUUGUAGAGUCCAUGCCCCGACAAAUUGAAGCUGUUCUGAGGGCAAAGGGGGUGCAACUCAAUAUUAGGAAGGCGUUCCUAAUGUUUUGUGCACUCAGUGUAUAUAUUGUGUAUACAUAUUGUAUUAUACAUACAUAUUGUAUAUAGAGACACUAUAUACACAUACACAUACAGUAUAUACAAUAUCAAAAUGUAUUAGUAAAUUGAAUGCCUUUGUGGCUAGGCAUCUUUCUAUGAUGUCAGUAUAAUGUCCGUCUCACAGCAGUGUUCACCUAUUUUUAUUUAGCCUAUUUCUAUUUCAGGCUGUUUUUUUAGGUAUGUUUUUGUUAUUGUUUGCUGCGCCCUCAUUUAGAAGCCUGUUCAAUUCUUCUGCUUUUAUAUAGGCCUAGUGCUGGGCUUCAUUGCAGUGUUUUUCUAUCAGUCACGUUACAUAAGCAACACUGUCAUGUCUCUUCUCUGCUCCAUUGGUAGGUUCACUGCUACGUAAGGUAAUGGAUGCUCUCACUUAAAGCCCAUGAGUAGUACUGAAACCUUUAUGCCGAUGCUCUUAGAUAUGGUGUUGCACUGUGUGUUUGUAACCUACAUUAUCUGUGUCUGAAACGGCACCGUUGUUGAUGGUCUUGGAUGUACACAGAAACACACUUAAAAAAAACAUAAAUAGACAAAGAACAGUGUGAUCCCAGUAGCCUGGUAGACAAUGGCAGUGCAGCACAUUCAUGUUGAUAUGUGUGUCACGUUGAGCAGCAGACAUUCCUGCACUGCUGCUGCUGUUGUCAAACAACCACAGAGCUUGGUGUGUGGGGGGAGGGGACGGCUUUAGCCGGGAGGGGAAACCACACAUUCAUUGAAGUGUUCGCAAAGAGAGACUCUAGUGAAGGGAAAUGGAGGCUAGGCAAGGGACUAAGGUUUAGCUAGACAUGCUGUCAUUCUAGUAGUAGGCUGCAGGCAGUUCUUUUAAUCCGGUUACUAAGACACAUUCAUAUUAGAGGCGAUUUGUAUACCAAGGAAGGACACAGCAUUUGUCAAUUUUCCACCUCUUAAAAAGAACAUGAAUCAUGGGCCAGUCAGACUACUUGAAUCAUAAAACAGGUAUCUUGCAAUAAAAUCUGAUAAACUACUAAGGAUAUGUUUUGGUAUCAGUUUGUAUUUUUGUUUCCGGACCAUGGUGUCCUUACCAGGCUGGCCUUUGUUUCAUUCUGUUGUGAAUACAAUGGAAGUUGCCUAUGGACUUCCUUGUUUGUGUUCAAGGGCAGCAACUGAAAGUAGGCCUACUUGUUUACAUUGAGUGUUUCCUCAUAGCCCGUCAGAGCAAGGCUGUCACAAGGAAGGCUUUGUUGUGGCCUAUGUGAAUUGUCCCUGAGAAUAUAGCACAUACCCUAUUCACAGUAGUUUAUAUAGCCUAAACGGUUUACAUGUCACUGAGUUGUAAACACUCGUUUUAAGUAAAGUACUAGGCUACUAGUUAUCUUCUUUUCAAUGCAAAUUAUGGUUUUAAACAAGCCUGUGUAGCGUGUACAUUCUCACUGAUCAGUUAGCCUGUCUGCCGCUGCCUCUCUCUCCGCGUGGUUUACAAACCCUGUUUUAGACAGUGGAGGAUAAUAGUUUUAACCCCAGAGUCAUGUGAUCUACUCGUACCAACUGACCUACAGGCUGAUGCUAGCAGAGGGGGAUGGGGGUUCAUGCUCUCCAGUGUGAGCGGAUAGGAAGGUGAAAUGUGUUACUACUGUUUUGUGGUCCGCAAACUAGGUAUGGACGUGAGUACUCGAACGGACGUCAACUCGAUCUUUAACCAGAGAUGAUUUGUUGUUUUAUGCUGUAAAACUAUUUGGUCAAAAAAUUUUAUUGGAGACAAUGUUGUUUUGCUUUGACUAAUGUUCAAUUUGUACAUGUGCAUUUGCGGAACACAACAAAAAAGAAACCAAGCCAAGCAUCAUACAUUUCUGCUCCCUAAAUUCCCUUUACCCUCCUUGUUUCACUCACUCAAUUGGGUUCCGACCGCUCCCUCUACACACGUGUGCUGAGUGCACACACAAGCUCCUGUUAGGCCUACAUAAAUAAAUGCCUAUAAAAACGUACCUAACUGAUGGGAUACACAAGCUACAUUCCUUUCCAAAUGACGUCAGUUUUAUCACAAAUUCAAAAUGGACUGGUUGACUGAAUUAGGGAAAUAUGUCUUCCAACAUUUUCCAUUUAUGCUACUUUGCGGUUGUCACUAGUUACCACAAAGUCUAAAUUGGCUAUACGUAACAAUUCAUGAAAACAAAAAUGUGCUUUUUGGUCUUAAUUUAAGGUUAGUUGCGUGGUUAGGGUUAAAGGUUAGGUUUAAAAUGAGAUUUUAAGAAGAUACAUUGUAGAAACAGGCAGGGUUUAUGGCCUUGUGGCUGUGGUAACUAGUGACGACCCCCACUUUGCGAACUUCUAGUGCCAUUUAGAAUUGGUUAGCCUAGGCUAUAUAUAACCCCCGUAAACAUAGACAGGUUGUACUCUGAAAAUAUGCAAAAACAUCAUUUGAAUAAGAGUAUUUUCAUCAGAAUCAUUAAGCCUAGGCCUACUCACCAAACAGAUGUCAUGGCCGUAAUUCAUCCCCGUGGAAUGUUCAAUGUGGAAUUGUUAUUCUAUUUUGAAAAUUCCAAAGAACAGGCAAUAUAUAUAUAUAUAAGAUUUUGGUUUGUAACCCUUUUCAAAUGAUCAGAUGUGCGUCACUUCGCACUAUUCUGUUCUAUUUUAUUCUGUUAUUACAUUUGUACAUUUUAGUCAUUUAGCAGAUGCUAUUAUCCAGAGCGAUUUACAGGAGCAAUUAGGGUUAAGUGCCUUGCUCAUGGGCACAUAGACAUAUUUUUUUCACCUAGUCGGCUCUGGGAUUCGAAGCAGCAACCUUUCGGUUACUGGCCCAAAGCUCUUAAUUGAUACUACAACAUAGAUGUGUCUUGACUGUGAUAAGGUCUCGGGAAAUAAGAGAGUCUUGUCUGCUAAAUUAACAAAACAAGGCUGUGCCAUUGCACAGCUAUAGGCUUCUACAAGAAAGUGCCACACUGCUGAGGUUACUACCUUUUUGGGGGGCAACUCAAUAUUAGAAAGGUGUUCUUAAUGUUUUGUACACUCAGUGUAUAUAUAAGGCAAGUUAGAAAUUAGAAUUCGUUAUCUUUAAUGGUUAUGAUAAAUUAGGCAUUGUUGCGCAAUGUUGGCAUAGAUAAAUGUGCAAAUUUUUUUCCAGUGCGGGCCUUGUGUUCUAAAAGUAGCUUUUCUUUCCUUUAUUCCCCGAGUAUUCAGAAAAAAAUCAUGCCAGUACUUGAACAGUCAAAGGUCAAAUUCCCAUCCCUACCACAAACGACAGUUCAAGUGCUCACAAUGUUCUCACACACAAUUUCCUCUCUCCCCCUCUUUCUGUCUCUCUCUCUCCCUCUACAGACCGCCUUAAGCUCCUUUUUCCAGGAGGCCAACAUCCCUAGUCACCACCACCAGAUGGUAAGUGCAUUUUGUUCCCCCUAAAAAAUGAAAAAAGGGCUUAAGGCAUGUAUUACAUUAUGUCAGUGUGUUCAGGGAGCUAAUUUACAGCAUGGCUGCAGUGUCAGUGGCCAGGCCAAUCUGCUCCUCCUCUUCAGUCAGACAGACAGAGGGACAGAUGCAGACAGGACAGGACUAGAGCCAUGGACAUAGUAGUACAGCCCCGUCUGGCAGAGUGGCAUCAAUGGAGUUAUCUCUUCUGAGUAGUAUAGUCUACAUCCUUCUGUACUACUCAAUGGUGCUUAGUGGUUUUCCACACAGCCCAAGCCUUUUAGGGUAAGCUUACUUAAGAGAUACUGCCACAUGGACUGGCACCAUGCUUUUUAGUGCAACACACGUUUCAUAUCAUGAAUUCUUAAACCUUACACAAUAUUUUGAAACCUUUUCCUUCAACAUGUAUUGCAUGAAAAUACGCAUUGUUGUGCCAAUUCCCUAUGUCAGGCACAGCGAAGUAGCUAGUUCCCAAUAGCUAAUUUCAUUGCGAUGAAAGCAAUGGCACAAGGCUAGCCCCUGUCCUUGGCCCAAGCCAAUUUACGCAAUGCUAUUCCCUAACGGCUAUCGUGAUCAUGUGGUCCGUGCAUGACACCAUUUCUGCUUCAACUGACCAGUUAAAGCCCCGGAGCAGUGAGUUGGAAAUGUAACAAUGUUUCCCACAUGGAGGCUGUGCAGUGAGCAUGCAGUGUUGGCAUGCAGACUGAACCCAGCCAUCCCCUUAACAUCUGUCUGUCUGCUUCUGCUCUGCUGCUGCUGGAACAAUGUUUUUGUUAUCUCUCCGUUCUUUCCCUUCCUCUCGGGUGGGAGGAGCAUGUUCUAGCUUGAGAGCGAGAGAGAGAGAGGAGAGUGUGUGGCCAGGGUUUGUUAUUAUUUUCGGUUCAGCCAUUACAUCAUACCGCUGGAGGGUGUUUGUAUGUGUGUGCGCGAGUGUGUACAAGUGUGUUUGUGUGUGAGGCGAGCAUGUGCAUGUUGGGAGGAGGAGUGAUGUAAGCGAGCUAUCUGCUAGAGAGGAGGAGGAAGGGCUGUUAAAGGGUAGAGAGAAAGAGAGAGUGAUUGUGGAGAGGCAGUUAACAGCAGCUGCAAGCCAUCUCCAUGUAUUGGUUAGUCCCUCUCUCUCUAGGCUGCCCUGCAGUCUCCUUGGGGCCUGGGGGAGCCACAGGGGAACAGUGGGCGUGGGGAAGAAAGCGCUCAGUGUAGCAACAAUAAUGGACACAACACUGCCCUCAAUCAAACACUAUUGACUAUAUACUGAGAACAAAGGUAUAUAAAGGACUCUCGUAGCCUUAAACCUACACAGACGUCAAAUUUCCACAACCACUUGACAUCAAGGGUUGCAUUGCUUGUUGUAAACAUGGGGCUGGGGUUCUUUAAAUUAGGCCUAGUACUUGACCUGAGAAAACAAGUCAUAAUAAGUUUGGUGUCCUAGAGGAUGACAUUCCUAUAUCAAUUUAAUCUGUACUCAAUCUGGUGUAGAGAAGCCACAACCAGUUGAAUGACUGUUUCUUUUCUGACUGAUGUGUACUCUGUACAUCAGUAAUGUAUGGAAAGAGGGUAAUGCACUCUGUAGUGGUGGUGGUAGUGGUAGUAGUAGUGCAUGACACGUGUCAUGCAUAUAGUGCAUGUGGAAAGUAUUCAGACCCCUUGACGUUUUCCACAUUUUGUUACGUUACAGCCUUGUUCUAAAAUUGAUUCAAUUAAACAUUUUCGUCACACAAUACUCCAUAAUGACAACGCGAAAACAGGUUUUUAGAAAUACCUUAUUUACAUAAGUAUUCAGACCCUUUGCUAUGAAUCUCGAAAUUGAGUUUAGGUGCAUCCUGUUUCCAUUGAUCUUUCUACAAGUUGAUUGGAGUCCAGCUUUUGUAAAUUCAAUUGAUUGGACAUGAUUUGGAAAGUGCAUGUCAGAGCAAAAACCAAGCCAUAAGGUUGAAGGAAUUGUCCGUAGAGCUCCGAGACAGGAUUGUGUCGAGGCACAGAUCUGGGGAAGGGUACCAAAAAAUGUAGAACCACCAAGACUCUUCCUAGAGCUGGCCGCCCGGCCAAACUGAGCAAUCGGGGGAGAAGGGCCUUGUCAGGGAGGUGACCAAGAACCCGAUAGUCACUCUGACAGAACUCUAGUGUUCCUCUGUGGAGAUGGGAGAACCUUCCAGAAGGACAACCAUCUCUGCAGCACUCCACCAAUCAGGUCUUUAUGGUAGAGUGGCCAGAUGGAAGCCACUCCUCAGUAAAAGGCACAUGACAGCCCGCUUGGAGUUCGCCAAAAGACACCUAAAGACUCUCAGACCAUGAGAAACAAGAUUCUCUGGUCUGAUGAAACCAAGAUUGAACUCUUUGGCCUGAAUGCCAAGCAUCACGUCUGGAGGAAACCUGGCACCAUCCCUAUGGUGAAGUAUGGUGGUGGCAGCAUCCUGCUGUGGGGAUGUUUUUCAGUGGUUGGGACUGGGAGACUAGUCAGGAUCGAAGAAAAGAUGAACGGAGCAAAGUACAGAGAGAUCCUUGAUGAAAACCUGCUCCAGACUGGGGGGACGGUUCACCUUCCAACAGGACAACGACCCUAAGCACACAGCCAAGACAAUGCAGGAGUGGCUUGGGGACAAGUCUCUGAAUGUCCUUGAGUGGCCCAGCCAGAGCCCGAACUUGAACCCGAUCGAACAUCUCUGGAGAGAUCUGAAAAUGGCUGUGCAGCGACGCAACCCAUACUACCUGACAGAGCUUGAGAGGAUCUGCAGAGAAGAAUAGGAGAAACUCCCCAAAUACAGGUGUGCCAAGCUUGUAGCGUCAUACCCAAGAAGACUCGAGGCUGUAAUCGCUGCCAAAGGUGCUUCAACAAAGUAUUUGUAUUUUAUUAUUAUUGAUCCCCAUCUUCCUGGGGUCCAGUAAAAUUAAGGCAGUUAUACAUUUGAAAAACAUUACAAUACAUUCAAAACAGAUUUCACAACAUAUUAAGUGUAUUUCCUCAGGCCUCUACUCUACUACCACAUAUCUAUAACACAAAAUCCAUGUGUACAUGUGUGUAUAGUGCGUAUGUUAUCUUGUGUUUGCAUCCAUGUGUUUAUGUUUGUGUUGCUUCACAGUCCCCGCUGUUCUAUAAGGUGUAUUUUUACCUGUUUUUAAAAAUCAGAUUCUACUGCUUGCAUCAGUUACCUGAUGUGGAAUAGAGUUCCAUGUAGCCAUGGCUCUAUGUAGUACUAUGUGCCUCCCAUAGUCUGUUCUGGACUUGGGGACUGUGAAGAGACCUCUGGUGGCAUGUCUUGUGGGGUAUGCAUGGGUGUCCGAGCUGUGUGCCAGUAUUCCAAACAGACACCUCUUACAAAAACAAGCAGUGAUGAAGUCAAUCUCUCUUCCACUCUGAGCCAGGAGAGACUGACAUGCAUGUCAUUAAUGUUAGCUCUCCGUGUACAUUUAAGUGCCAGCCGUGCUGCCCUGUUCUGAGCCAACUGCAAUUUUCCCAAGUCCCUCUUUGUGGCACCUGACCACACUACUGAACAGUAGUCUAGGUGCAACAAAACUAGGGCCUGUAGGACCUGCCUUGUUCAUAGUGUUGUUAAGAAGGCAGAGCAGCGCUUAAUUAUGGACGUACUUCUCCCCAUCUUAGCUACUGUUGUAUCAAUAUGCUUUGACCAUGACAGUCUACAAUCCAGGGUUACUCCAAGCAAUUUAGUCACCUCAACUUGCUCAAUUUCCACAUUAUUCAUUACGAGAUGUAGUUGAGGUUUAGGGUUUAGUGAAUGAUUUAACCCAAAUACAAUGCUUUUAGUUUUGGAAAUAUUCAGGACUAACUUAUUCCUUGCCACCCAUUCUGAAACUAACUGCAACUCUUUGUUAAGUGUUGCAGUAAUUUCAGUUGCUGUAGUAGCUGACGUGUAUAGUGUUGAGUCAUCCGCAUACAUAGACACACUGGCUUUACUCAAAGCCAGUGGCAUGUCGUUAGUAAAAAUUGAAAAAAGCAAGCGGCCUAGACAGCUGCCCUGGGGAAUUCCUAAUUCUACCAGGAUUAUGUUUGAGAGGCUUCCAUUAAAGAACACCCUCUGUGUUCUGUUAGACAAGUAACUCUUUAUCCACAUUAUAGCAGGGGGUGUAAAGCCAUAACACAUACGUUUUUCCAGCAGCAGACUAUGAUCGAUAAUGUCAAAAGCUGCACUGAAGUCUAACAAAACAGCCCCCACAAUCUUUUUAUCAUCAAUUUCUCUCAGCCAGUCAUCAGUCAUUUGUGUAAGUGCUGUGCUUGUUGAAUGUCCUUCUCUUAAGCAUGCUGAAAGUUUGUUGUCAAUUUGCUUACAGUAAAAUAGCAUUGUAUCUGGUCAAUACCAUUUUUUCCAAUCGUUUACUAAGGGUUGGUAACAGGCUAAUUGGUCGGCUGUUUGAGCCAGUAAAGGGGGCUUUACUAUUCUUAGGUAGCGGAAUGACUUUUGCUUCCCUCCAAGCCUGGGGGCACACACAUUCUAGUAGGCUUAAAUUGAAAAUAUGGCAAAUAGGAGUGGCAAUAUCGUCCGCUAUUAUCCUCAACAAUUUUCCAUCCAAGUUGUCAGACCCCAGUGGCUUGUCAUUGUUAAUAGACAACAAUAAUUUGUUCACCUCUUCCACACUCACUUACUGAGUAAAAGGUCUGAAUACUUAUGUAAAUGUGGUUUUUCAGUUUAUUAAAUAAAAACCUGUUUUUACUUUGUCAUUAUGGGGUAUUGUGUGUAGAUUGAUGAGGAUUUUUAUUUAUUUAAUCCAUUUUAGAAUAAGGCUGUAACGUAACAACGUGCAAAAUGGGAUCGGGUCUGAAUACUUUCCGAAUACAUUGUAUGUCAUCUCACCUGUUUCCUCUCUGGUGUGUGAGCCCAUGAGGGAUGUGACUGUUUGUGAGGUACAUGGAGUGUGUUGCUGUGUGGCUGUACAAGCUCUACCCUGCGCCUUCUGAUGACAAAACAAGACUAUAAAUACUGUAGGAGAAGUUCUGGUUUGAGCCCAGAGCCUGACCAAAUAUAAUGAAUUACUCCUUUACGAGGACCUUCCUGUAAACUAGUCAAACUACUACCACCACCACUACCACUACUAUUGUCACUACUACUACUACUACUACUACUACUUCUACUACUACUACCACAACCACCACUACUACCACUACCACCACCACUACUAUUAUUACCACUACUACUACUAGCACCACCACCACUUCUACCACUACUAUUAUUAUCACCACCACUACUACCACUACUAUUAUCACCAUCACUACUACUACUACUACUACUACCACUACUAUUACUACUACUACUACUACUACUACUAUUAUCACCACUACUACUACUACUACUACUACUACUACUAUCACUACUACUACUACUACUACCACUACAAUUAUCACCAUCACUACUACUACUACUACUACUAUUAUCACCACUACUACCGCUACUACUACCACUACCACUACCACUACUACUACUCCUGUAGCUGUACCACUAUUAUAAACAUUAAGGAUGAUAUCGCAACAGUUGUAACUUGAUAGUAUGUAGUGUUCAAACUCCCUUGUGAAUGUGUGUAUGUGUAUUGUGUAACAGUGGGGGUCAUAUGGGCGGCAGAUGGGGUCCAGUCCAGACCUGCCCUCCCUCUCAGCCGAAACCUGCUAGACUAGGCCCUUGCCCCACCCUCCCAGCACAGCACAGCACUGUAGCUAAACACAGCCCAGCAUACGGUCGCCAUUUUUUUGUUCUGUCUACCUACUCACUGCUUCACUGGGACCAAGCCUUAUAGUUAGCAAGCCAGCUGCACCUGGACAGUCUAAGCAACUGUAGACCAGUGCUUCUCAGUUGACUUUAUUGCUUUAUAGCUACAUUUUAUUACUUGACUAGAUAAGUCAUAUUUGAAUAUCUCCUUUACUAUGGAUUUCCAUAACAAACAAGUUGAAUAAUUCACAGCUUAAAGCGGUACUCAGUCACGUCUCUCCAAAGAAAAACAGGAAACCCCCUGUAGGGACCACCAUCAUGGGUCUUGCAGUUCUCCUAACUGGAGCAGCUGCUGCUCACUCUGACAGACCUGUCACCUCACAUCAACACUGAGACUGUGCCUCACUCCCUCACAAUACACUCAAUACUAUACUGUAUACUACAGUACUGUCUGCUCCCUCCACUUUCAAAGUGUGUAGUAUCUUAGCUAGCUAUGAACAUGCCUGCCCCUGGGUCUAAUCUGGUUUGAUGACCUAAUCAAUUUACCUUUUCAACUUUAGACACCUCUUUCAUACUAUUAAAGGCACAUUUAGUGUGUGUGUGUGACCCUCAUGUCAGCGGGGCCAUGGCUGUGUGUUAUAAAUAAAACAGCCCUCACCCUGACUUGCUGCAAUGCUAAGAGGUCCUCUCUCCUUUUAUGGCUGCUAGCCUGCUACCUGAUCCCUGUUGGUGGUGGGGGUGUUUCUAUCCGGAGGCACCACACCACACUCAGUCUAAAUUACAUAUUAUAAAGUAAUUGAUGGCCUCCGUGGGGACAUCUGACAUUUUGUGUAACUGCACUGUGUGUGUAGCUGCCAUGUUUAACACAGUGAAUGGAUGUAGGUGGCUGCUGUACUGUAAUUAUCAGCAGUUGUACUGCAGACAAUGCCCAAGGCUACAAGUGAACUGCCUCCCACAACAGUAACUAACUAGUCUAGGCUAUGUGGUUUAUGAACUCACCAAUCAUGCCUUCUAUUGGUACAUACAGUUCACAGCAGGCAGCAGCAAUGGAAGCACCCCAUAGGGACCAAAUUCAUAAUUGGGACUGAAUGUGUUUAAUGAAGUGUUUGCAUUCAACUCAAUGUAAGUCAGUCAUCGUCUUCUGUUUUCCAGAUGUGCACUCCAAGGAACACCCCAGCCACACCACCUAACUUCCCCGACACCAUUACCAUGUUCUCCAAGCUGAGGGCGUCAGACUGCUCGGGGAGCUCCGGAGGCGGAGGUCCCACCCAGGUGUCCAUGGCCUGCUCCCCCCCCUCCUCCACAGCUGGCUUCGGAUCCUUCUGGGCCUCAUCACCCCCCAACCACCAGCCCGUCUGGCUGCCCCCCUCCUCGCCCACAGGCCACCACAUGCACCACUACCAGCACCACCACCACCACAUGCACCAGACCCCCAUGUGGCCCCCUGUGUCCCAGCCCGGCAGUGCCCAGCAGACCCCUGUUGUAUCGGCCCUGCAUGGCCAGAGAUGAGACUCUACCCAGGGUUUGGG